This is a messenger RNA of Pollicipes pollicipes, 2513 nucleotides long. RefSeq names its product dipeptidyl peptidase 4. The transcript is spliced from 3 exons. Lineage: Eukaryota; Metazoa; Arthropoda; Thecostraca; Pollicipedomorpha; Pollicipedidae. Gene Ontology annotation, cellular component: plasma membrane. Gene Ontology annotation, biological process: proteolysis. Gene Ontology annotation, molecular function: serine-type peptidase activity; dipeptidyl-peptidase activity. The record is from RefSeq and is a predicted model, not a curated record. Bases 1 to 471 code for a protein of 156 amino acids.
AUGGUACGAGAUCUCGGGUAUGGAGGAGGUGGCUGGUGGCAGCGGCGCGAGUCAGUGGGAUGGUGCGAGAUCUCGGGUAUGGAGGAGGUGGCUGGUGGCAGCGGCGCGAACUCGGCGUACACGGAGCGGUACAUGGGUCUGCCGGGACCGCGCGGCAACUACCGGGGCUACGAGGAAUCCGACCUUACCAGUCGGGCGGCGCUCUUCAAGAACAAGAACUUCUUUCUGAUCCACGGCACGGCCGACGACAACGUGCACGUGCAGCACAGUAUGCUGCUGUCGCGCGCCCUCAUCAGGGCCGGCGUGUCCUUCCGGCAGCAGAUCUACCCGGACGAAAAUCAUUUCCUCUCUGGGGUAAAGAAGCACAUGUUUACAAUGAUGGAGGACUUCAUUGAUCGCUGCUUCCUGCCGCCGAAGCGAAUCAUCGACGAAGCCCUCGAAAAGCUGCGCAAGAAAAAGAAAAUACCAUAGAAGACUUAUAACCCUGUUCACCCACCUGUCUUGUCAUUUCACUGCUGUAACUGAUUUAGGGCGAAGGACAUUUUAGCGAUAGUUUUGAUGAUAAUCCCUCGUAGUCAUUAGAGCUGGUAGCUCAUUACCGGCUGUGGCCGCUGCUAGUGCUGGCCUCAGUCGAGGUCUCGAGUUCCCGUCGGUACUUCAGUGCCGGUGAGUUGUUCUCAACUGCCUUGUUUUCCUGCGGCGGGCCGGCGGGCCGGGGCUGGUAAUGGGUGGCGCUGAUACUGGAGCUGCGCUCAGACACAUACCCCGCCGCACCACCGAGCCGUGCUCAAGCGCGAUUUCGCUCGGGCGCGGCAGCAGCUCGGCGUAGCCCUGGCAACGAUAGGAUGUUGGCAGCAGGACGGGGCGACGCUGUCCAAGUGGAUACCGACUGCCCAGGCCAGCGGCCGGCGCCCUGCGCAGGCCGGGUCUGCACGCACGCCUCUGCUCGCGGCGCCGCCCAGCCCCAGCGGGCCUUCAGGCCUCAGUCACGUCCGCCCGGUCGCAGCGGCCACCUUCUGAGCGAGUUGUUGCAUGAGCGGACCCGAACCGAGCUCUGCGCGCCGGCGGCCAGGCUCGACGAUGUGUGAACCUUCGGACCGUGGGCGUGCGCCGGUGUCGCGGACGCCGACCGUGCCGGCGUGCUUCAGGUUAUGUGCUGCGUCCGGUGUCCCGUGCUGCGACCGCCCGUCCGAGACGUGUCGGUCGGUAGCGGUGUCCACCCCACCCCGUCUGCAAGUACCUUAUUGGUGUAGAGUUGGUCAAUCCCAAGUGCCAAUCAUUUGGUGUGCGGUGUGCGUGGUCAUGCUCCGGGCGCAGGCGGGAGACGCAAUGGUGAACUGAGUCGGCCGGCGGUGUGGACUCCCUACAAUGGCUGGCGCCCGCUCGGAGGUCACUCCCAGGUCAUGUUACGGAGGUCGCUGGUGAAAACCGCGAGAUGGGGAGAAUGUAACGGGUCUUGAUGCUCAUUUGUUUGAAGGGCUGCUGGCUCGCCGUUGGUGAUGUCAGAAGCCGGGUGGGAUUACACCUGUUUAUUCGCCACGAUUCGCGUGUUAUUGCGGUCCGGAGAUCGCUUUGAAGCUGGUGUGCGGAGGCAAUAUUUCAUGCGUUGGCAUUUGUUCGUCGCCCAUUGUUUGUGCUUUGUUGCCUGAGGUGGGUCUUGAGACAUAUGGAGGAGCGUCCUACGCUGAGCCUGGCGGCACUCUGACCCUGCGCUCAGCCCCGCGUGACCCGAGCAAUACUUAGAUAGCAGGCGGUGCGGGUGUGCACGACUGUCCCGGGCCACCGGGUGGAGCUGACCUUGACACGGACCCUGUACCGCCGCGGUGCCGCCCUCCUGUCUGGAGUCGCCCCAGCCUCUGUUCCGUGACGGUCGCAGCCCGGGCCCGGCGGGCACCGACAGGAUCGGGCCGAAGUUCUGGAGAUCGGCCGGCAGCUCAUCAAUCACGCGGGCUGUGUGUGAGACCUCUUCCGGCCACUGCAGACGUGACGCAGACUCUCUGAGCUCUGGCCGUAGUCUGGUCAUUUCUCCCGAAUAGCGUGUCUUUUUGGCCAGAUUUCGCGUCCACAAGAUUGCUGCUGGUCGUUCAUGUAUUCGUCGGCUCUCGCUAUUGUCGCCUACUGCGCACUCGAUAUCUCCACAGGCCGCACUACAUCCACGCCCGCGUGAGUCCUGUCCCUGAUGUGUUGGCGGCGGCGCGUCAGGCGUCAGCGGUCUGGGCCGGCCGAAAGCCGCGAGGUUACGUAAGACCUUGCGCGGCAGGUGCCCGUUGGGUAAUGUGUUUUCUUAACCGCAUCUGUGUGUUAGCUGUUUUUCCAGUUUACGGUCGCCAGAUUAGCUAGGUCGUACGCGCUCCCUCCGUAAGGCAUAGCUGGCCGAGCGCUGUCUCAUCAGGCGCGGGCCGGUCGGCACUCGCCGCCAUUAUCGAAUCCAUCGCUUUCAUUUACGUCAUUUGAUGCCUAGCGCGUUUCACUGUUCCCACAAAUUAUGUAUGUAAUACAUGCAUAGCCAUUUG